GAGGCGGGAUGGAUCUCAGCGAGCUGGAGAGAGACAGUACAGGCCGCUGUCGCCUGAACUCGCCUGUGCCUUCUGUGUGCCGCAGGGAGCCCUGCGUCCUGGGCGUCGAUGAAGCGGGCCGGGGCCCAGUGCUGGGCCCCAUGGUCUAUGCCAUCUGCUAUUGCCCGCUGUCCCGCCUGGCAGAUCUGGAGGCCCUGAAAGUGGCAGACUCAAAGACCCUGUCGGAGAGCGAGCGGGACAGGCUCUUUGCGAAAAUGGAGGAGGACGGGGACUUUGUGGGCUGGGCACUGGACGUGCUGUCUCCAAACCUCAUCUCUACCAGCAUGCUUGGGCGGGUCAAAUACAACCUGAACUCCUUGUCUCAUGAUACCGCCACUGGGCUGGUGCAGUAUGCGUUGGACCAGGGUGUGAAAGUGGCCCAGGUGUUUGUGGACACUGUGGGGCUCCCGGAGACAUAUCAGAAGCGGCUGCAGCAGUGCUUUCCUGAUAUUGAGGUGACAGUCAAGGCCAAGGCUGAUGCCCUCUACCCCGUGGUCAGUGCUGCCAGUAUCUGUGCCAAGGUGGCCCGAGACCAGGCCGUAAAGAACUGGAAGUUUGUGGAGAAACUGCAGGACCCGGACACUGAUUAUGGCUCAGGCUACCCCAAUGAUCCCAAGACAAAAGCGUGGUUGAGGAAGCACGUGGACCCUGUGUUCGGCUUCCCCCAGUUUGUCCGGUUCAGUUGGCGCACAGCCCAGAGCAUCCUGGAGACGGAGGCAGAAGAUGUUACGUGGGAGGACUCGCAGUCAGGGGAUCAGGAGGGACUCAGGAGGAUCAAGUCAUACUUCAGCGAAAGCCCCCGAACCCGCCCCCGCCUCCCCCAUCGGUACUUCCAGGAGCGGGGCCUGGAGUCAGCCACCAUCCUGUAGGAGCCAGCCCGAACUCCCUUUACCUGUCCACCCCCCCCCCCCCCCCCACCUCCAGUUGGUGAUUAAAAUUCUUCAAGGGAAG
Messenger RNA from Hippopotamus amphibius kiboko, 990 nucleotides. It is a transcript of the gene RNASEH2A, whose product is annotated as ribonuclease H2 subunit A. Gene Ontology annotation, molecular function: RNA-DNA hybrid ribonuclease activity; RNA binding. Gene Ontology annotation, cellular component: ribonuclease H2 complex. Bases 9 to 908 code for a protein of 299 amino acids. The transcript has 8 exons. The record is from RefSeq and is a predicted model, not a curated record. Gene Ontology annotation, biological process: mismatch repair; DNA replication, removal of RNA primer. NCBI's taxonomy places the organism in Eukaryota, Metazoa, Chordata, Mammalia, Artiodactyla, Hippopotamidae.